AAAUUAUAUCUUGUUACACAUUCCAAUCAAUUUAAAAUAUAGUAAUAUUAUCUUGUUCUAACAAUUUUCAUUUUUCAAGAGGAUAAGAAGAAAAAGCUGAGUAUGAAGACCAACUCAAUCUCCUCGUUACUUCCGUACCCAAAGAUCGUCGUAUUUCCCCCAAUUAAUUUCUCAAGCACAGCUCCAUUUUCACGGCAGGUAAAAUUUCUGAGUAUAAAUUGCAGUAAUAGGUCGGAAAAUGGUGAUUUGAAGGAUGCAUUGACUGGUAUGGUGGACGAAAAAGUAGAACAACUUUUGAAGAGAGAAGAAAACAGGGUUUUACUUGAUGGGUUGGAGAAAGCAACGCUGAGAGUAGAAAUCGCAAAGAAAGAACUUGCUGAAAUUGAAAGACAAGAAUUGGAGGCUAAAUUGCUAAAGGAUUAUAUCACUCAGCUCGAAAUUAGAACUUCCGAGAUUGCAGAAUGCCAGAAAGAUAUUUUAGAAGCAAGAUCAAUGAUUGAAGAAGCUGAGCGUUCCCUCAAAGUUAGUGGUGAUGCUAGAAGGAGAGAUGCAACUGAUGGGGAUGUAGUGAAUAGAGACGAGGAGAGAGUAGAAUCCAUAAAAGCAGCUUCACUUUCUGCAAUUGUUGGCACGCUUGCAGGACUUCCCAUUUUCUUAAGUCGGAUCAACAGCAGUUCAGAGUUAAUACUCCCUCUGUCAGUCACAUUUAUUAGUUGUGCUUUGUUUGGUGUAACCUUCCGCUAUGCUGUAAGAAGAGACUUGGACAAUUUUCAGCUCAAGUCAGGAACAUCUGCAGCAUUUGGCGUUGUCAAAGGCCUUGCUACACUUGGAGGUGGACCACCAUUGGAGUUGGAUGCAGCCAGCUUCUGGUCUCAUGCGCUUGAUGGCGCGGUCUCUGUCUCUGAGAAUCUUUUGAUCUUUCUUUUUGCUGGAGUUGGCCUGGAUUUAUGCUUUAAGCUGAGGAUUUUGAGCCCUUUUCCCAUUGAUAGAUCAAUUUCAGAGACCGAUAAAAUUUGAAUACCUCUUUGCCUAUUUAUUAUUUCUAAGUAUAUAUACAUAGAGAGUAAAUUAACUUUGUAACAAUUGCUCUAAAUAGAAGUAUACUUGAAAA
Solanum dulcamara is the source of this 1111-nucleotide messenger RNA. RefSeq lists its product as uncharacterized. Lineage: Eukaryota; Viridiplantae; Streptophyta; Magnoliopsida; Solanales; Solanaceae. The record is from RefSeq and is a predicted model, not a curated record. The coding region runs from base 103 to 1017 and encodes 304 amino acids. The transcript has 3 exons.